AUGGCACCCAAAAGAGCUCAUCCUGACCCCGAAGGAGCCCGCGCUCGACCCAAGCAUGGCAACUUCUCAUCUUACUACUCCAUCAGAGCCGAACAUGCGUCUUCGGAGUCUUUGAAAAGCAUUGGACGAGGAAGAGAUGCAAGUGAAAGCAAGCGACCGACACACGUCUCGUCCAGCAGUGUGGAUCCUAGGCUUGACGUCGUGGUGAAACACAUCCAGCAGCAUGUCAAGACGUUUACAGGGGGCGCUUCUUCGAAUGACGAGAUGUAUGGGACUUGGCCUACCCGGAUAUUGGAUGUCGGCUGCAACGAAGGCAGGAUGACAUGCGCAAUGGGUCAGUCAACUGCGUCCUAACUCAGAUUAGGGGCCCAAACAACUUACGACCAAAUUCGUUAUACCAGCGAGUGCCUUCCCGAACGCUCAAUCACACGGCGUGGACAUUGACGAGUCGUUGAUCAAGCGCGCUGGGGCUUAUUCUCGUCGCAUGGGUUUCUCACCAUGCGUGGAUCCACCGCGCUGUAUCGGCUUGGACAAGGACGUCGCAUCGAGUACGCAAAAACAGAGUUCCGCGCAUCUAGCAUUUCAUACGGCGGACUGGCCCAGGCUAUCCAUCGAGAAAGCUGUGUUGACCAGUCAACGUCACAUCUCAGAUGUUGCACCAUCUCAACACACUACUGAGCUGCUCGCAUCGCGGAGGCAAGAUCGUAGAGAGCUCUGCUUGAGCGCUCUUGCGCAUGAAGACGAUCAAGGCUGGGACGUAAUCCUAGCGUGAGUCUGCUGAAGAAGUACAUCGCUCACUCUCCAUCUCAUCCUUGGCUGUUUAGUUUAAUCGCUUAUCAAAUGCUCUUCUUCAGGCUUUCAAUAACCAAAUGGAUCCACCUUUCCCACUCCGAUCUCGGCAUUCGGCACUUCUUCAGCCGCAUUGCUCAAACCCUGUCCAAAAGGCCCCUAGGUGGCAUUCUGAUCCUCGAACCGCAACCCUGGAAGUCGUACGAGCAGGCCAGGCGCGUAAUAGGUGCUGAAGGUAGAAGAAGACACAAGAAGCUGCGUCUUCGACCUGAAGAUUUCCAAUUCGUACUGAUGAUGGAGCUGGGCUUCGCAGAGCCGGUGCGGCUGGGCCAGACGGCAGGCUAUGGUGCGUAG
Molecule: messenger RNA, 1143 nt
Organism: Ceraceosorus bombacis
Lineage: Eukaryota; Fungi; Basidiomycota; Exobasidiomycetes; Ceraceosorales; Ceraceosoraceae
Source: the annotation of a GenBank genome assembly